This is a messenger RNA of Sycon ciliatum, 1705 nucleotides long. Its product is annotated as dol-P-Man:Man(7)GlcNAc(2)-PP-Dol alpha-1,6-mannosyltransferase-like. Lineage: Eukaryota; Metazoa; Porifera; Calcarea; Leucosolenida; Sycettidae. Gene Ontology annotation, molecular function: alpha-1,6-mannosyltransferase activity. Gene Ontology annotation, cellular component: endoplasmic reticulum membrane. The record is from RefSeq and is a predicted model, not a curated record. The transcript is spliced from 9 exons. Bases 116 to 1564 code for a protein of 482 amino acids. Gene Ontology annotation, biological process: protein N-linked glycosylation.
ACAAAGGUUGUUGUCCAGACUGCGAAACUGGCAAGAAGAUGGUGGCGAAUCACACGUUUGCUUCACCGUUUCUUUGUUUACUCGCAGGGCUUCUUCUCACGUAGUGAGCGCCAAAAUGCUAACCAGAUGGGAUAAUUUAGUGGCUGGAGUUGUAAUUCUUUACGUAGUUGCCUGUCCGUUCACCAAGGUCGAGGAGAGCUUCAAUGUUCAAGCAUUGCACGACAUUAUUUUCCAUCGCUUUGACAUUGCUAAGUAUGACCACGUGGAGUUCCCAGGCGUUGUUCCCAGAACAUUUCUUGGUCCAGUCUUUCUGUCUUUGUUGAGUGCUCCGUUUGUGGCUCUAUCUCGACUACUAGCACUACCCAAAAUAUCUCUUUUGUACAUUGUUCGUAUUGUGCUGGGUCUGCUGGUGGUAGUCUCACUUGCCACAUUUCGUCGUGCCGCUGAGCGCUACUUCAACACACGGCUAUGUGUCUACUAUGUGUUGAUAACCAUCAGCCAGUUCCACUUUCUGUUCUAUGCCAGUCGACCAUUGCCCAACACAUUCGCUCUUGUUGUUGUGCUGAACUGCUUGGCCAGUUGGCUAGAUGGACGGCGUAGGAAGUUCAUCUUGCUGAGUGCCUUGGCUGGCCUGGUGUUCCGCUCCGAGCUCAUCCUGCUGUUAGCGCCAGUUGCCGUUGUCGACCUGGCCGUGCAGCGGCAUGGCUUCCAGCGGCGUCUCAUCACCUAUGUGAAGUAUGCGUUGAUUGCAGUUCCGCUGUGGAUUGGCCUGUCCGUCCUUAUUGAUUCAUUCUUGUGGCAACGUUGGCUGUGGGCUGAAGGAGAGGUGCUGUAUUACAACACCGUCCUGAACAAGAGCAAGAACUGGGGUGUGAUGCCGUUCAUGUGGUACUUCUACUCUGCAUUGCCCCGUAGCCUGUCAAUUGCGAUCCCAUUGAUGGCUGUUGGAACCUGGGCUGGUGGCUAUCGCAUGCUAGGUGUUAUUGCUCCGGCAUUCAUCUUUGUCUGCCUCUACUCUUUCCUGCCGCACAAAGAGUUGCGUUUCAUCAUAUAUGCUCUGCCCGUCUUCAACGUGGCGGCCGCACUCGGACUGAAGCAUUUGUGGAAUCUCCAAUCAUUUCGUCUACUGUCGCGCUUGGCAUGCAUUGCGUGCAUCACAGCUGGCAUGACGGCUUCAGCAGGGUUUCUCUACGUCUCGCACCACAACUAUCCAGGAGGGGUAGCCCUGCAGAGGCUUCACUCUCUGAAUCCAGAAGGCCAUGUCUACCUUCACAUCUGCAAUGCUGCUGCUCAGACCGGUGUUUCUCGCUUUGGCCAAGACAACUCAACAUGGAGAUACUCGAAGAAAGAAAAACUGCCACCUGGUGAAGCCCUGCUGCAAUUCACACACAUCAUAGUCGAAGCUCGAGAUGCUGGUGUCUACGCAACUACACACACUCGGCUAGCUUCAGUCAGUGGGUUCAGUACGAUGGCGUGGAGGACGGCUCCACGUGGCGUGAAAUUAGAGGACAAGCUUCUAAUCUUACAACGAAACACACCGAUUCUAGACAAACGGAAAAUCUGAAUCCAGUGCUUGACACAUUGAAUAACCAACCCAAAAUAACACAGAACUCUAAUUUGUUCUCGCUUUGAUCUAUUCCACAACAUGUUACUUCAAGAGACUAUAUAAACCUACUUAAAGGGGAAGUAUACCCUAAAAUCAAAU